Messenger RNA from Triticum aestivum (bread wheat), 1743 nucleotides. Its product is annotated as zinc finger HIT domain-containing protein 2. The coding region runs from base 371 to 1522 and encodes 383 amino acids. Lineage: Eukaryota; Viridiplantae; Streptophyta; Magnoliopsida; Poales; Poaceae. The record is from RefSeq and is a predicted model, not a curated record. The transcript is spliced from 6 exons.
CUCAUCCUCCGCGUCCAGCUUCGAGCGUCUCUUCCAGUUUCAGCUUCGAGAAAGCUCGCCGCUCGCCGCCACGCCGGGAAGGAAUCGCCCCAAAAAGCCCGCGCGCACCGGAGGGUCAGCGCACGAGAAGCGGGAGCAGCCACCACUCGCCGGCGAUGGAGAGGGUCGUGGUGGUCUCCGAGGACGCCGCCGCCUCGGUCUCCUCCGGCCCGUCCUCCUCCUUCGCGGAAACCAGGGUCAUCUGCCGCGUAUGUCAGAAGCAGUUCGCGCAGUACACUUGUCCACGCUGCAACUCCCGCUACUGCUCGCUUACGUGCUACAAGGUUAUUUGAGAUACAUGGAAACAUAGUUCGGAUCUGUUAACAUUUCGAUGGGAUGCAGUGGUGGAGCCAGCACCUGGCGAGCCUGGGUUCCCACAGUGCAUCUCCUUCAUACUCUAUUAGAGAAAGGGCAUAGUGUGCAAUGCACUGAGUCAUUUAUGCGUGAGAAUGUUACGGAGGAGCUUAAGCAAAUUCAGCCUGAAGAUGAAUCAAAAAGGAAGAUGCUUGAUAUACUCAGACGGUUCCACUUGGAAGAAGAAAUGGAGUCCAAUGGUGAAGAUGAGUCAAUGUUGUCAGAGGAGCUUAUUCAGAAAGCCAUCUCUGGUGACGAAAUCAAGCUUGAGGACCUCUCUGAUGAUGAAAUCAAACGAUUUCGUCAAGCUCUGGCCUCUGGUGAACUCAGCAAGAUGAUUGAACCAUGGACUCCAUGGUGGAAAAAUCCUUCUGCUCAGUCGAUCUCUCUUAGUCAUGAUGGGACCCAGCUUAUCAGACAAAUAAGUACAGACGAUACUACUUUAUCAGAUCCAAUGACCGCGUCAGAAUCUAUCAUCCAUGAAAUACCAGAAGGGCCAGAAUCUCCUCUCCCAUCACUCAAACAGCUAACCAGGGCAGAGCCAUCUCCUUUGCUCACUGUUCACUUAGUUGAUAUUCUCUACAGUUACUGCUUCACACUUCGCCUCUACAAUGGUGAUUGGCAGUCUGAUCCUUUGGGUGCUUCAACUGUUGCCUUGUCUAUGUCGAAAGUCAUGGGGGACGGCGCUAAACCUGAGACAGUAUCUGAAGCGCUCACGACGUGCAUAGAGGAGACAUGCUCCCCAGCUUACAGGCACACCGGAGGUUUCAGGUUUGCUAUUGGACUUGUGGAUGAUAUCAUCACAAUCCUCUCCUUAGGAGGCAAUGCAGUGGUUUGUGCAUUGUGUGACUUCCACAGGCUCUUCCAAGCUGGUGAGAGCAUCCUCAAGGAAGACAAAAUGGGCGAGACGGAAAAGGCACGGAGCUUCAAAAAGCUCCAUGCCGCGGGUAGGAAGCUGUUCUUCAUGACAUGCUGGGCUCAUGAGCAGCCAAGUGAGGCCUGGCCAUCGUUGGCUCGCAUCGUUGAGGUGCAGAAAGCGGCUUUUGAGGAGCUGGACAGUGGAAGCGGACUGAGGAAGGCAGGUAGAAAGAACAACCCUCAGUCCAAGGUUCUGAUCGAGGAGGUGUAAGCAUAUCAACGCAGUACUGCUGGAAUAACCACACUGUUUUCUCACCACCCUUUUGGUAUCUCUCAGCUGUAUCACUUGAUCCUUGUGCCCUGCUAUAUCUUUAAGUGCAGUGGCUUAAAUGUAUAAAUUGUCAUCUUUGGAAGAUGUGAUAGUUUACAUUUCUGAAGUUCUGAUAUUAAAGCGACCUGGUUAAUCACAUUUCCGAGCGAAUAUUGCUCAUA